This is a messenger RNA of Pogona vitticeps (central bearded dragon), 2585 nucleotides long. It is a transcript of the gene EGR3, whose product is annotated as early growth response 3. Gene Ontology annotation, biological process: regulation of transcription by RNA polymerase II. NCBI's taxonomy places the organism in Eukaryota, Metazoa, Chordata, Lepidosauria, Squamata, Agamidae. The record is from RefSeq and is a predicted model, not a curated record. Gene Ontology annotation, molecular function: DNA-binding transcription factor activity, RNA polymerase II-specific; RNA polymerase II cis-regulatory region sequence-specific DNA binding.
CCCGCUCUCUCCUCCCCUCCCUCCCCCUCUCUUCAGGAAACACCUUAAGGGAUCCACGGAAGAUCGUGCGCCCCCACCGACCCCCCCCUGCUCUCCUCCGCCAACCGGCCGCCCUCCUCCGUUCACACGCCGCCUGCCUCCUGCCCUCCCCGCGGCCGCCGCCGCCGCCGCAACUUUUUCUCUCGCAUGAUCACCUUGUGCACGGAUUUGCCAUUCGGAUGUGUCCUCCUCGGGAACGGAGCACGGGCCCGCUUUGAACCCGCCGCCGCCGCAGGAGCAGCCUCCUCGCCGCCGCUUCCGCCUCCUCGGCUUCCAGUGCUAUGACAGGCAAACUCGUGGAGAAGCUGCCGGGGACCAUGAACACUUUGAUGAACCAGUUGCCUGACAAUUUGUACCCCGAGGAGAUCCCCAACUCUCUGAACAUUUUCUCCGGGAACGGCGAGGCGUCAGUGGCUCACUACAAUAACCAAAUGGCAGCAGAUAAUGUUAUGGAUAUUGGCUUAGCCAACGACAAGGCCGGCCAGGACUUGUCCUCUUACUCGGGCUCUUUCCAGCCGGCCCCCGGGGGCAACAAGACGGUGACCUACCUGGGCAAGUUCGCCUUCGACUCCCCGUCGAACUGGUGCCAGGACAACAUUAUCAGCCUGAUGAGCGCCGGCAUCCUGGGGGUGCCGCCGCCGCCGCCCUCCUCCACCGCCCAGGCCUCGACGGGCAGUAUGGUGCAGGUACAGACUCAGGCCGAGGUGGAGGGCAUGUACCCGGCGCUGCCCCCUUACUCCACGUGCAGUGACCUUUACCCGGGCGAUCCGGUGCCCUUCCACGACCCGCAGGGCGGCUCCGGCCUCUCCUACUCGGCUCAGGAUUACCAAGCGGCCAAGCCCGGCGGCGGCGGCGGCGGCGGCCUGGACAGCAACCUUUUCCCCAUGAUCCCGGACUAUAAUCUCUACCACGGCCAUCCCAAUGACAUGGGCAGCCUUCCCGAGCACAAACCUUUCCAGAACCUGGACCCCAUCCGGGUUAACCCGCCCCCCAUCACUCCCCUGGAGACCAUCAAAGCCUUCAAGGACAAGCAGAUCCAUCCGGGCUUCGGCAGCCUCCAGCAGCAGCCGCCGCUCACCCUGAAACCCAUCCGGCCGCGCAAGUACCCCAACCGGCCGAGCAAGACCCCCCUCCACGAGCGGCCGCACGCCUGCCCGGCCGAGGGCUGCGACCGCCGGUUCUCCCGCUCCGACGAGCUCACGCGGCACCUGCGCAUCCACACGGGCCACAAGCCCUUCCAGUGCCGCAUCUGCAUGCGCAGCUUCAGCCGCAGCGACCACCUCACCACCCACAUCCGCACCCACACGGGCGAGAAGCCCUUUGCCUGCGAGUUUUGCGGGCGCAAGUUCGCGCGGAGCGACGAGCGCAAGAGGCACGCCAAGAUCCACCUCAAGCAGAAGGAGAAGAAGGCCGACAAGGGCUCUUCUUCUUCCUCCUCCUCCUCCACCCCCUCCGCCUCCUCCUCUUCCUCGGCGGCCGCCGCCGUCCUGGCAGGGCCCGGGGGCGGCGGCGGCGGCGGCUCGCCCGCGGUCUCCUCGCUGGUCCCGGUGGUCACCACUUGCGCGUGACGCUGCUCCCGCCACCCCACCGAGUCCCAGUGCCUCCCGAGCCAGGCUGCCUUUGGUUGCGACUUUGCGCAAAACCCGCGCAGGAGCGGCGGCGGCGGUUGCUGGCCUCCCCGCCGGGCUCCCACCCAAGGGAUGCCUUUGCGCGCACCCCUCCUGCCGCCGCCGCCGCCGCCGAGCUGCUGGUGGGAGGGAGCCUUGAACUUUCCGCCGGAUCGUCUUGAUCCGCCGCGGCUUAGCAGGGGAGGGGAAGCGGGGGCUCACCCACUUCUCCCGGAGGAUGAACUGUCGUCGGGAGGGGACGCGUGGUGGUGGGGGGCUCGGUCUGGCACGUGUGACUGAGGAGGGAAUUGGAUGGACACGGGAAAACAGCCCUGGACUCACCCUCCCUCCCUGAAGCCCAUCCCUUGAUCUUCCUCCUUUUUUUUUCUCCCCCCUCCCAUAGAGGGGGGCACCAAAGCGCAGUGCUUGCUGCCCGUGGAGACCGUGCGCACGCGUGUGUGUUUUGGAUGUAUGUGCGCGCGCGUGCGUGUGUGUUUGUGUGUUAGCCUCAGGAGCUAGCUACAUGGGGUGCUUUUACCAAUUUGAUGAAUCCCGCCUCACAUCUAGAAGACUCUGUUUCCGGCAGAGAGAAAACACCCGGCGUAUCUGGCCCAUCCCUAUCCCCUUUCCAGCCCGUCUCCCCAGGAGGAGAUGGAAGAAACGGGGCAGGCUCAGCCUUUGAGGACUCCCAGGACUUUUCAGGAUCCGGCGGGACCCCGGUGGCUCUUGCUGCCGGCUUCCCUCCUCAUGGCUCGGACAGCUCCUCCUUGGUGUGACGGAGGGGCCUUGCUUUUCCAGGCACUUCUUGCCAUGCCUUGGGAGCAUCCUUACUUACAACAUCGGGGCUCCUUUAACAGAUUUUCAUCUCCCUCCCUCCCUCUCUUCUCCUCCUUCUCUUUUUGACUUCUAAACUCUACCACCGACCACCCACUCCCUACU